This is a messenger RNA of Manduca sexta (tobacco hornworm), 7699 nucleotides long. It is a transcript of the gene Asator, whose product is annotated as tau-tubulin kinase homolog Asator. NCBI's taxonomy places the organism in Eukaryota, Metazoa, Arthropoda, Insecta, Lepidoptera, Sphingidae. The record is from RefSeq and is a predicted model, not a curated record. Gene Ontology annotation, molecular function: protein serine/threonine kinase activity; ATP binding. Gene Ontology annotation, biological process: signal transduction; peptidyl-serine phosphorylation. The coding region runs from base 304 to 3750 and encodes 1148 amino acids. The transcript is spliced from 31 exons. Gene Ontology annotation, cellular component: cytoplasm; nucleus.
CCAUGUAAUUUUAUAUUUGAGUAUUCAGAUUCGUGUAUCGUGGCGCAGUGGUCGCGCGGCCAGGCGCACUCGCGCGCGCUUCCAAAAAUAAACGCGAUUGUGUUACGAACUUCUGUUCUCUGCUCUUCUGUGUAGUGUUGUGUUGUGAAGUUAUGUUUUUGAAUUGGUACAGCAGAACAUUUCACAAACACUAAAAAAGGACUAUUAAGUAUUCAUUACGCUAUUUAAAAUAUUCAUAAUUACAAAUGGCUCAAAGAUAAAAAACGAAAUUUAAACCAAUCGAGUGUGGCACAACCUGAAGAGAUGUCGCUUGUGGCUCCCAGGAGGGUCCAACUGGACUGGGCCCACACCAUUCCAUGGGAGCAGGAGCCGACUUGCGAGAGGGAGAACCCUUUCAAGCAGCAAGCGCCGCAUCAAUCUAACAGAUCAGAAUCGUCUUCUUCGUCAGCGGAUACCGCCUCGCAGGGCUCUGGCUCGGCGGCGCCGGCGCAGCGGCCGCGUCGACAUGAACCACAGUUGUUGUUCCAGAGGGAAGAGCGGCGAGAGCAAGCCGCCAGCACUCCGAGAGUACAACCUAACCCGCUAUUGAGAUCCCGCACGCUCCCGAACUUCGGCGGUCGAGCGUCGCGGUCGGGCUCGCGCGACACCUCGCGCCGCGCGCACCACAUCACCAUGGCCUCCGAGGACCUGCUGCAGCCCGGACACGUCGUCAAGGAACGAUGGAAGGUGGUAAAGAAGAUAGGCGGUGGAGGUUUCGGCGAAAUUUACGAGGGUCUGGACCUGGUGACCCAGGAGCAGGUGGCGCUGAAGGUGGAGUCCGCGCGCCAGCCCAAACAGGUGCUCAAGAUGGAGGUAGCGGUGCUCAAGAAACUGCAAGGCAAGGAGCACGUGUGUCGUUUCAUCGGCUGCGGUCGGAACGCGCGGUUCAACUACGUGGUGAUGCAGCUGCAGGGACGCAACCUCGCCGAGCUGCGGCGCGCCCAGCCGCGCGGCGCCUUCUCACUCUCCACCACGCUCAGAUUGGGACUACAAAUACUCAAAGCUAUAGAUUCUAUACACUCAGUAGGAUUCCUGCACAGGGAUAUUAAACCUAGCAACUUCAGUAUCGGCCGGCACCCGUCCAACUGUCGCAAGGUGUACAUGCUGGACUUCGGCCUGGCGCGCCAGUACACCACCAGCAACGGCCAGGUGCGGCCGCCCAGGGCCGCCGCCGGGUUUAGAGGCACGGUCCGCUACGCGUCCAUAAACGCCCACAAGAACAAAGAGAUGGGCCGCCACGACGACCUGUGGUCGCUCUUCUACAUGCUGGUCGAGUUUGUCAACGGACAGCUGCCGUGGAGGAAGAUUAAGGAUAAGGAGCAGGUGGGCCUGAUGAAGGAGAAGUACGACCACCGCCUGCUGCUGAAGCACCUGCCGUCGGAGCUGCGCCAGUUCCUGGAGCACGUGCAGCAGCUGGAGUACGCCGACACGCCCGACUACGCCAUGCUCACGUCGCUGCUCGAGCGCUGCUGCAAGCGCCGCGGCAUCCGCGACACCGACCCCUACGACUGGGAAAAGGAUGCGGCGGUGUGUCCGGUGCGCGGCCGCGCGGCGCUGCUGCCGGCGCCCGAGCCCGCGCCCGCCGACGCGCCGCCGGAACACCAACAGCCCCGUCGGCGUCUGGAGACGGAAGCGACCACGGCGGUCGCGACCGACACGCAGACCAACCUGCAGAAGGAGAAGGCGGUCGAGAAGAGAGUGCAGCCCGCCUCGCCACGGCACGCGCACCACAUCAAUGGAUACUCAACUGCAGAAAAGCCUACUCAAGAAAAGGAGCCCGAGACAAGAACCACGCCUGCACCAUCGCCUGAUAGACAUGCCAAGGAAACAAGCAACUCAGCAGUAACCGGUACAACUGCCACUCGUCCGGAGAGACAGAGCGUGCCGCCGUGCAAGCCGCGAGCGCCUGCACCCGGCGGCGGUCCGACGCUGGCGCGGCUGCGCGUGGUGACGGCGCCGCCCACCUGCGUGCAGGACCUGCAGGCUCACAACACCACGCAUACGCCAGGCGAGGCCAUUAGUCCUCGAAUAGUGGCCGACGUGGACAGCGUACAUUCUGAUACGCAUUUCAAGAGAGGUAAGAGGGGCGGCCGCCGCGCCGCCCGCGCCCGCGCCGACCAGAGCUACACACAGUUCGCCGUCAUGGACGACGAGAACGUCUCCGCGCUGCAGCAGGUGACAAAAGGCGGUGCUCUCACGUUGGUGUCGCUGUGGAAGUCGCAGUUCGAUGAUUCCGAGGAGACCACAGACAACGAAUGGAAACAGGAACAGUUGCAGUCGCCGGAGCACCGCGCGCGCGCCGCCAGCGCCGUGUCGAGCGCCUCGCGCGCCUGCACGCAGCACACGCAGCACACGCAGCACACGCAGCACACACAGCUGCACAACUCGCAGCACCACACGCUGCACACGCAGCCCUCGCAGCCCUCCACGCACACCGCGCAGCACGUGCCCGCCACAGCGCCUGCGCCUGCGCAACCACAGGUGCAAGAGAAAUCCCCGCCGCCCACGACGCCGUCGCCGAACCCGCCGCCGCUCAGCCGGCCGUCGCCGCCGAUGCGACAGACGAGCGACCCCAACCGGAGACCCGCACCGACCCCGCGCCGGAAACAACAGCCCUCGUGUCUGCACAUCCCUGGCAUCGAAGCGUACCCGAAUCUACAGCCCACGCUACCCCGGUGUUGGUCUUUACCUGCUAUAGGGUCUCACGUGCGUUGGCUCCGGCCGCCGCUGGUGCAGCAGGCGUCGUUCGAGGGCGGCGCGGGCGGCGCCGGCGUGCGCUACCGCGUCGACGUCAUGCGCGGCGUCGCCAGCCGCCACCACCACGACGACGAGCUGCCAAGACCCGCCAGGGCCUUGAGCUUGCCGAGCCUGUCGAGUUCGUCGAGUCGCAGCGCAGGCGGCGGCAGUGGCGGCGGCAGUGGCGGCGGCGGCGGCGCGGCGCGUGCGGCGGAGGGCGCCACGGUGUCGAGCCGGCUGGAGAUCCGCGUGCGCCCGCCCGACCACGCCUCGCCGGGACACUCCGUAAAAAUCCACUCGGUUGUGAGCGGCGGCGAGCCAGUGAGACUGAACCACGACGAGACCUCCGUCUACUAUGACGCCACCGAACACCACAGAGACAAACGGUCAUCAACGCGCAGCGGCGAAAAGAGCCAAAGCCCGGCCGUGGAGAGGACAAGACUUGACGCCAUACCGGACAGAAGCAGCAUGGCGAUCAAGAAGGAAAUGAAAGAAACGGCAAACGCGGCCGGUGACGGCUCGCAGAGUCUCAGAGAUCGCUCGUCGGGCAGCGCGAGCACGUCGCGCAUCCCGAUCGCCACGGCCGGCGAGAACCGCCUCGCCAAGUGCGCCUCCUGGAGCGGCGACGGACCGCUCUGCGCUGAUCUCACGCCCGCACUCAGACGACGGCGGCAGAACGCAAAUGAAAAAUACGCGGUAGAUCCCACGCGGGAACUGAACUUACGCUUCGCACGUCCCAGACACCGACAACCGCCGCAGCACCACUCCAGGAGCGCGUCUCGCGGCGUGCCGGCGUUGCUGAUGUCGUCGCCGCCACAGUCGGGCGGCGAGUGCGGCUCGUCGUCGUCGGGCUCGCCGCCGCCCGCGCCGGGCCCCGCGCACGCGCCCGCGCCCGCGCCCGCGCCGCCCGCGCAGCCGCCGCCGCACAACGCUGCGCGCGCUCGACGCUUCCGACCGCUCUCUAUAGCGCCAUAAGUGCUGACGCUAGCGUGUGACGCGACGGCGAGGCAGCCGUUGUGAACGCCCCCGACGCCCCCCGGCGCCCUCCACUGGGGGGCGAGCCGUACCGCGACGCCCCCCGCUCACAGCGGAUAUCAUCACGCGCCAAAUUUCGGGCCAACUGUCUAGUCAUUCGUUAAAAAAUUAUUAUGAGCCGUAUGUCUUCUCAAGCCCACUUGGUGGGCCAAAGCCCAGCGGUGGGCAAUGCCCAGCGGUGGGACUUCGAGGUUUAGGGCAUCCACCGCGCCUAUAUGCCUAGUCAUUAUCAUACGAAAUUGUAGCCCUCCCCCCUCCUUAAAUUUCUCCCAUUUUAGAUAAGUGAGAUGUUGAAAUGUAAAUACCCUUGGGUAUUAAGGCUAUGUGGAUAUGAAUUGUAUAGCGUGUUACAAAAUUAGGUUAAUAUUCUUCCUUCCCCCUUCUAUUUACUAAGACCGGCAAGAGGAUAGCAACCAACGACGAGUUUAGUCUUAAUAAUUUACAAAAAGAAUGUAUAAAAUGUCGACUCGUAUAACGCCUCUUCCAUUCCCGAUCGCCCUAUAGACCGGCGUUGUUUUUGCAACUAACCAUAGUUAAUCUAUUGUUGGUUGUCUUGGAAUAAUAAUUGUUGAUAGAAGAAAUAAAAUAUCUUUUCAAAUAAAAACUAAGACUGUUAAAACUUUAGCUCCUUGAUAUUAGGAAAGCAAGUAGUUUCGGUGCAAACAUCCCCAAAACGCGAUGCAGCAUCGAUACAGCACCAUACCGAAGGUUAACCGUACCUGUGGCCCUCAAUAAUACAAGGUUAUGAUUCCAGCAGUGGAUGUUUGAAAAACUAAAGACCUUGUGUUAGAAACUGUCAAUCUUUAAAACGUUUGUAACAAAGUCUAGGUUGCGUCUAAGUCACCUUCUUGAGGUAAUGGAUAUGUAACUUGUGACGAGAAAUGAUAUACCAAUUAUAGAUAUCGAUACGUCGAUAAUUAUUAUGAAAAAGUUUACGUACAUAAUUGUACUUUAUUAUCUUUAUGUUAUAAUUUUAAAUAUUUUUUUAUUUAAAAUCAUUAUAAUUAUGAAAUUGUAAAUAAUAAUUCGACAUAUUUUUGAAAAUAUCGAAAAUGUGGACGAUACUAAACUAGAAUAAAAUCAUGGUAUUAAUAUGACUUAAUAUAUUUAAAUUAUUUUAAAAAAUUGACGAAACGUCGAUAAAUAUUUUAAAAUUUGACUCGGUUUUAUCGAUAAAUUUAUUACGAUGUAUUUUGUUGUCGAUGUUUAUUGUUUAAUAAGUUAGGAAUGUGUAUAUCUCACUGCUGGGCUCAUAUCUUCCCUUCAAGGGCUAUAAGUCCUUGCUUAUUAAUCUCGAAUUUUUACCCACACGCAAAAAGAGGGAUAUUAUGAAACUAGUGGUCGAAUUUGGGGUAGUUUUUAAAUCAACUUUAUCCUAUAGGGUUUCUUAUUUAUUCCCAUUUUCCAACAUAUAGAAUAAUAUCAUGGUCGUUAAAGCACUUUAAUCAUAAAAUAACUUAAGCUCCUUCAGGAAUAUUGACACAGUGACGUGUUAGUUAAGCUAUGACUCCGACUUUUGGGUUCGUAAUAUUCCCUAGAUAUCAUGGAAGUGUGAGAAUUAAAAAAUCAAUACUGCCAAGUCUAUAUUCCAACGAAAUAUGUAUAUAUCAGACAUAUAUGACUGACGGCUAAUCAUUUAUCAAAGCAUAAGUUGAUCGCGGUGGCGCUGUAGUCGCAAACUCAUUCGAUUUUCAAAUUUUGUCAGGUCAUUGUAUACAUUUUCUGAUUAGUUCCAAAAUACGCCACUUGCUAACUUGCUCAGUCAGUCACAUGUGCCUGAGGCGGCAGGCGCUAGGGGCGGAAGGCGGCGGGGGGAGGGUAUCUAAAAUCUCGACAUAUAGCUUUACAAACAAAAGAUGCCGUUAUAUUAGUACAUUUAAAUAAGAUUAUAUAAUUAUUUUUGUCUGGCUGUUUGAAUGUAUAUAUUAUUUGGUUGAGGCUGAUAGCUGGAGAGGGGAGGCGAGUGUACCUGGCUUUAGGAAUCGUUCCUUAAUAGUCACAUAUAUAUUUCAAUAACAGUGUUUUGUCUUUUUCACUCUUUAAGCAUUUAAUAUAAGGUAAAAGAAUUGCAAAACAUUGAUUAUUGUAAGCACUAAAAUGAUCCAAAGGAUCCGAGCCGCCGAUAACGUUACGUCAUUAUUUAAAUCUAAUUUCAACAAAUUCGCUUGCAUUUCUUAUGAGUUAUAUAUUUAUUUUGAAAUUAGUAUUUCACGCGUGCUAGUCUUCAUUUCAUGUGACGUCAUACACUGACCACAUAAUUUGAUAAAAGAUACUUUAGCUUCUUAGAACCUAUAACAAUAUCUUCAUUUAUACGUAUGUCUCUAUACUGUAUCGGAAAGAGCGAGAGAGAGAGAAUGAGAAAGAGAGAAAAAUUGUAAUGAAAAGCUGGUUUUAAAAAUAAAUUAGUAGUAGCCUCCACUUUGUAAAAGAAUGUUUGAAUAUAAUGAAUAUUUUUCAUACUUCUGCUACCUAUCCCCUAUAGCUUAAAUUAUGAAUUAAUUUCAUCUUGUACCCCAAUAUAUAGUCUUCCGACAGAAAGAUAGUAUCUAUCGUCGCUGUCUUAAACUAUGGUCCAAUACCUAAGUUAUUUGUUUUCCUCCAGAUAAUAAUAGGUAAAGAUUGUCAUUCAGUGCAAGCUAAAUUCACCAAUAAUUCCCAGUACUUUAAUUAAGAUUACCUCCUUUUAAAGUGUAAUUUUCCUCCAAUCAUUGUCUCAAAUUUCUAUAAAACUAAAAAACAACAAACAUUACUCUGUUUGUAUGCUGUAACAGUUACUUUCGCGUCUUGUUUACUCCGACGUUAAAUAUCACAAGAUCACAGUAUAAGUAUGUCAGCGUCCCUACAGCACGCAGCCGGCACACUCGCCCCCGCCCCGCGCGCCCACAGCUGGGCGUACGCACGCGAGGUUGCCCUCGCUGUACAUACGCUCUGUCGCGUCGCUUUAGCUGGCACACGGGCUUGUCGCGCCUGGACUACACUGGGAUCCAGGUUCAAUACCUAAAACGCCUAACAUACAUUUCCCCAUUUCUUCCCCUGAAAAUGUGUUACGACCGCUGGCGAAAAUAUCAUUAGACCAGUUUACUAAUUAAGUAACUUCUUGCAUACAUGAUAAACUAAAGUCCUAAAACUCCGUAUCCGUUCCGAAUGACGGCAAAUAAGUUCAUUUUGUUAAAAUAUGACUUUGAAUAUAGUAUGUACUAGGUUUUGUAAUACAAUUAGCCUAGGCAUAGCUGGCAGUCUUCUAUUCUAAUAGAGCUAAUUCGCCGCCAUGUUGUGACAUAGGCGGGAAAAAAAAUCUAUAUUUUUUUUAGAUUAAUCAUGGCUUUUGAACAAAGGUAUAGCUUUUUUAUGCUCUAGGUUUAGUUAAAUUAUUCCCUAGGAAGAUAUAGAAAGUAAUAUCUGAACUUAAGUAUACUAAUUUGCCGCCAUUUUGACAAAUGUACUCAACAGUCCCCCAUCCUAUCCCGGACUAAAAAUCAUGUUCCGCGUGCGCAAUGAAAAGUGAUGAACAUGGGAUUGUAAGUUGCUAAUUCGAAAAGUGAAGUCUUGUGCCGGAUAGUCUGUAUGAAAACUGAAAUUUAGAGUCGGAUUCGCAAUUGGGGUAUUAAAAUAGCUAGAGAGAGAUUCGAAAUAAAACAUAAUUUCAUACGGGGAUCUCGAGAAGGUGUAAUUGAAUCAAAGUGAAAUGGACUGUAACUACGUGCAUAUGAAACGUGUGAGGGUGGGAUAUUCCCAGUGUAGUCCACGGCGCCUCGCCCCCGGGCUCCUACCGUGUGCCACCGACGCUUCGUUACGUGAUGCACGCUCUAUUAUCGUUUAUUUUGCCAUAUUUUUUUAUAUAUACCGAAGUAUGCACAAUGAAAUUUAAAUAAAAGGUAAUUUUCCUUGA